AUGCUGGCCCGUUCCGUGCUGCGAUGCGCAGCUCCUUUGCGUCAGAACCUCCGCACAUAUGCAACCGAAGCCCCCAAGCCAUCUUCCUCAUCCUCCACACCUUACCUUGUGGGCGGUGCCGCAAUCGGCGCCGGAGUUCUGGGCUAUUCAUUCUUGGGAAACAACAAAAAAGCCGCCGCUGAUGCUCCCAAGCCGGCUGAAGAUGCAAAAGCCGCCCUUCCUAUGGCAAAGACCUUCACCGGUGGUGACCAAGGUUUCAUCGAUCUGAAGCUCUCUGAGGUUGUCCCCUAUAAUAGCAACACAAAGGUCUUAAAGUUCGACCUACCCGACCCCGAACAUGUAUCGGGCUUGGGUGUUGCUUCUGCGAUCAUCACAAAAUUCAAGGGACCCAAUGACGAGAAGCCAACUAUCAGACCAUACACCCCGGUCAAUGCCGAAGAUGCUAAAGGCCACCUCGACCUCAUCGUCAAAGUAUACCCUGGAGGCCCCAUGUCCGAACACAUCCACUCACUGAAACCCGGCGACACACUGUCCUUUAAAGGCCCGAUUCCCAAAUAUCCAUGGGCGGCCAACAAGCACGACCACAUCACACUGAUCGCAGGUGGCACCGGCAUCACACCGAUGUACCAACUGAUCCGGGGCAUUUUUAACAAUUCGGAAGACAAGACCAAAGUAUCGCUCGUGUUCGGCAACAUCACGGAGAAGGACAUCCUGCUGAAGGAGGAGCUCGAGAAGAUCGAGAAGGAGUUCCCCCAGCGAUUCCGCGCCUACUACACGCUCGACCAGCCGCCCAAGGACUGGGAACAGGGCAAGGGCUUCAUCUCCAAGGACCUACUCAAGUCGUUGAUCCCAGAUCCCAGCAGCGAGAAUAUCAAAAUCUUUGUCUGUGGACCGCCUGGGUUGUAUAAGGCUGUCAGUGGGCCAAAGGUCAGCCCGACUGAUCAGGGUGAUUUGACGGGUAUCUUGAAGGAGCUGGGCUAUACCAAGGACCAGGUCUACAAAUUCUAG
Messenger RNA from Exophiala bonariae, 1008 nucleotides. RefSeq names its product NADH-cytochrome b5 reductase (gene MCR1). NCBI's taxonomy places the organism in Eukaryota, Fungi, Ascomycota, Eurotiomycetes, Chaetothyriales, Herpotrichiellaceae. The transcript is spliced from 4 exons. Gene Ontology annotation, biological process: ergosterol biosynthetic process. The record is from RefSeq and is a predicted model, not a curated record. Bases 1 to 1008 code for a protein of 335 amino acids. Gene Ontology annotation, molecular function: cytochrome-b5 reductase activity, acting on NAD(P)H.